This is a messenger RNA of Boleophthalmus pectinirostris (great blue-spotted mudskipper), 1687 nucleotides long. RefSeq names its product pseudouridine synthase like 1 (gene pusl1). The record is from RefSeq and is a predicted model, not a curated record. The coding region runs from base 305 to 1240 and encodes 311 amino acids. Gene Ontology annotation, biological process: tRNA pseudouridine synthesis. Gene Ontology annotation, molecular function: pseudouridine synthase activity; RNA binding. Lineage: Eukaryota; Metazoa; Chordata; Actinopteri; Gobiiformes; Gobiidae. The transcript has 7 exons.
GUUAACGUGGUAUUGUAAAUGUAGAAGAACAAAAAAAAGAAAAAACGUUUUUGAUUAUUUUCAAUCCGCUGUCGUUUUCUGAAGUGAGUUUUUACUUCCGGACUACAAAUCAAUCCCGGAAGCAUUGUGUUUUGCUACUGCCCACAUGCGUCUUCUCUCUGGUGACUUUGAACACUUGGCCAAACUUUCUCAGCUUGUUCAAAAUAAACACUGCCGCUGUUUAUGUGCUAUAUUUGUUAGCUUAUUUUUGCGCAAAAAUCAAGUUUGAAAACGUUUUUCCUCUCACUCACGAGCACCAAGGGCAAUGCACAACAACUUGGCUCGUUAUUUAAUCUUCUUUCAAUACAUCGGGACUAAAUACAGUGGAGUGGUCAAAGUGCCUCCGCACCAGCUGAAUAAGAAAGGCGUACAAGACCAUUUAGAGGCGGCCAUUUUGAGGCUGAGGCCAGAGAAGCGCGUGUCUCUGUACGUGUCAAGCCGGACAGACACGGGGGUCCAUGCUCUCAGUAACUCCGCCCACUUUGACCUGCAGCGUAAAAACAAGGCUCCGUUCACUGAGGAGGUUCUGCGAGACGCACUUAACUUCCACCUGCAGGAGCAGAGCAUCAGAAUCACUCGUGCAGUUCGCGUGUCUCUGGCCUUCCAUUCACGGUACCAGGCUCAGAGCAGGACGUAUGUGUACAGAGUGGCCCUGGCACCAGACAAGAGCCAGAUCCCUCUGAGCGAGUCAGAGAUCUGCUGGAACCUCUGCACCACGGAGUUGGACAUAGACUCAAUGCGUGAAGCUGCAGCCAUGAUGGAGGGCACUCAUGACUUCAGCAGUUUCAGAGCCAUAAACUCAGACCUGCCGUUCAAAAACCCGGUCAAAACCAUGGACCAGAUCUGCAUUCAGCCUGGGAGCUCAUUCACAAGCAACCACUUCCACAGACAUGUCCCGUUCUGGGAGCUGACUUUCAGGAGCAAAUCCUUCCUCUACAAACAGGUGCGGAGGAUGGCAGGUGCUCUGGUGGCUGUGGGGAAGGGCAGUCUCUCUCCGCUGAGCCUGAAGAAAGUGCUCGACGCCCAGGAUUCACGUGCCUAUCCCCAGGGCCUGUCUGCUCCAGCGCACGGACUGUUUCUCACCAACGUGGAGUACAGAGACACAGGUGAGUCUCACUCAGCCACGACUCACUUGUCUCUAAGACUUGUAGUUACACUUUUUGAUUCUUAUUCUUACUACUACUACUACUACUACUACUAAUAAUAAUAAUAAUGCUUUACAUUUGUGAAGUACUUUUACAGGCUUGUCAGAGCCUCUCAAAGCACUAUACUGUAUAUUCAUUUACUCUGAGCUAAUGUUGUUGUAGCCACAGCUGCCCUGGGGAAUUGAUCCUCUGACCUCCGAAUUAAGGGAGCACUCGUCUAACCACUGAGCCACUGUCACUUCAGAAUACGUUAACAAAUAAUCAGAGGUUUUAAAGUGUAAAGUGGUCCAAACUGAGUCUGACUUUUCCCUUUUCUUUCAGAUCUACAUUUUACAACGUCAGAAGAACAAAAUCUGUCUGAACUUUCCACAAACUCAAAUAAGGUUUCAUGAAAAUUAUACAUUUUAUAAUUUGUAUAUUUUGAAGAACAUAUUUAUAUCCAAACAGCACUGUACAGUGUUUUUGUUUUGCUUUUGUUUUUUUAGUAAAAUACUUCAAAACAA